AUGGCUUCCCUCAUCAACGUUCGUCGCGACGUCAAGGACGCUUUCUAUCGCUACAAGAUGGAAAAGAUUGUCACCAAGAUUGAGGGCAAGGGCAACGGUAUCAAGACCGUUGUCGUCAACUUGAGCAGUGUCGCUCAGUCUCUCGCCCGUCCCGGUGCCUAUGUCAUCAAGUACUUCGGCUUCGAGCUCGGUGCCCAGACCAACGUUGACCCCGCUGACGACCGCUGGAUUAUCAACGGCUCGCACAACGCCGCUAAGCUGCAAGACCACCUUGAUGGCUUCAUCAACCGCUUCGUUCUCUGCAAGAAGUGCAAGAACCCCGAGACCGACGUCAACAUCAAGGAUGGUCGCAUCCUCCUCGACUGCAAGGCCUGUGGCCAGCGUUCCGAGGUCGACCUCCGUCUGAAGCUUAGCGGUUACAUCCUGAAGAACCAGCCGAAGAAGGGCAAGAAGGACAAGGCCGAGCGCAAGGCUGCCCGCCGCGCGAAAGCCAACGGUACCAAGGAGAAUGGAGGAAGCGGAAGCGGCGGAGAAGGAUCUGAGAACGGCUCCAACGAUGCCGACGACCAGGAUGUUGGUAGUGAUGACGAGUUGGAGAAGAUGAAGAAGGAGGCUCCCGAGAUUGACCAUUUUGAGACCCAGGAGCACGAGUGGGCCGUUGAUAUGAGCGAGGAAGCCGUCAAGGCUCGCCAGGCUCAGCUCCCCGGCGAAUUCAAGCAGAAGCUCAACAUGGGCGAUGACGAGGACGAAGAUGGCGAGGCCUCCGGCAGCACCGUCUACGACGAGUUUGGCACAUGGAUCCAGGAUGAGGCCACUGCGAAGGGCAGCAUUGACAAGGUCGACUCGAUUGACAUCUUUGUCAAGGCCAAGGAGCUUGGUAUCGAGACCAAGCACCGUUCCGUCCUGGUUCUGGUCCAGACCAUCUUUGACGAUAACAUUCUCGCUCAGGUCCCCAAGCGCGCCGGCAUGAUGAAGCAGUUCGUCACCUCUGAGCGCCACGAGAAGGCCCUCCUCGGUGGUACCGAGCGCCUCAUCGGCCAGCUCGCCAAGGAGCACUCCGACAUCUUUGACAAGGUUAUCAAGAUCCUCCAGCUGUACUACAACCACGAUCUCCUCAGCGAGGAGGUCGCCGUCAAGUGGGGCAGCAAGGCCAGCAAGAAGUACACCGAUCUGUCCACCUCCAAGAAGGUCCGCAAGGCCGCCGAGCCCUUCAUCAAGUGGCUCGAGGAGGCCUCGGAGGAGGAGUCGAGCGAGGAGGAGGAGUAA
This is a messenger RNA of Colletotrichum phormii, 1266 nucleotides long. RefSeq names its product domain found in IF2B/IF5. Bases 1 to 1266 code for a protein of 421 amino acids. Gene Ontology annotation, molecular function: translation initiation factor activity; GDP-dissociation inhibitor activity; eukaryotic initiation factor eIF2 binding. Gene Ontology annotation, cellular component: cytosol. Gene Ontology annotation, biological process: translational initiation; formation of translation preinitiation complex; formation of cytoplasmic translation initiation complex. The record is from RefSeq and is a predicted model, not a curated record. The transcript is spliced from 2 exons. NCBI's taxonomy places the organism in Eukaryota, Fungi, Ascomycota, Sordariomycetes, Glomerellales, Glomerellaceae.